AUGAAACCAGAAACUUUAGUUAUGAAAAUAAUAGAUGCUGUUAAAACAGAUUCCCCAACUGCAAUAACUUUCAACAGUAAAAAAAUCAGUAUAACUAAAAAUCUUAUUGAUAAAUACAAAUAUUGUAUAGUAGGAGACGAUAUAGACUUAGAAAGAAUUGAUACAAAUGUAAAAAAAGGUGGAUUUAUAUUAUCCCUACCUUUAAUAUUUGCUGGUAUUACCGCAGUGGCUACAGUGGCUGGUGCUACAGCUGGUGAAGUAAGCGUUGCCAACGAUAAGAAAGCAGCUGCAGUAACAGCAGCCGAAAAACAUACACACAAUUUAGCAUUGGAAAAGUUGGCAGAGGGUAAAAAACCUAAAACGGAAAAGAAAGGUUCAGGAGUGGGAGAUAUGAAACCAAGAAAAAUGUUAAACAAGGAUUAG
Messenger RNA from Lottia gigantea (owl limpet), 423 nucleotides. RefSeq lists its product as hypothetical. The transcript has a single exon. The coding region runs from base 1 to 423 and encodes 140 amino acids. The record is from RefSeq and is a predicted model, not a curated record. NCBI's taxonomy places the organism in Eukaryota, Metazoa, Mollusca, Gastropoda, Lottiidae.